GCGGCCGGCGCCGGGAUGCAGUCAGGCUGCUGUCAGGCUGCCUUUGCACCAUGACACCCCGGCUGCUCCCUCUGCUGCUGCUGCUCCUGGCCCGGCCUCCCGCCGCGCAGCCUGCUCCCCCGACAUGCUACUCCAGGAUGCUGGCCCUGAGCCGGGAGAUCACCGCUGACUUCCAGAGGCUGCAGGCCACGGAGGCCUCGGAGCCUUGUGUGAGAUACCUGCCCAGGCUGUACCUGGAUAUACACAACUACUGUGUGUUGGCCAAGCUGCGGGACUUCGUGGCGUCACCCCAGUGUUGGAGAGUGGCCCAGGUAGACGCCCUGAAGGACAAGGUGCGCAAACUGUACACCAUCAUGAACUCGUUCUGCCGGAGAGACCUGGUGUUCCUAUCAGAUGACUGCAAUGCCUUGGAAUACCCCAUCCCAGUGACCACCGUCCCGCCAGAUCCUCAGAGGCAGGACUCCGCAGCUCAGACCAGAGACAGAACCCGAGGGCACUGAAGCUCUCUCAGUGCCCAGACACAGUGGGCUGAAGCCACGGCCCCCACUGGUCUUCCUCUGUGUGUCCCUGCAUCUUCUGGAAAGCGGUUGCCUCUGUUCCUCUCCUGGGGCUGGUUUUGAACAUAGUUAGAAGCUUUGCCUCUGCUUCCCCUGGUUGUGUCUUGCCAGGUCGGUUAGAUACACAAGCAUGUUGAUUUGAUCGCUGAGAAGCAAAGCAACUUCUCUUUUAUGAACAAUUAGCUUGAGAAGGAGCAAACGAGUGUGUUUGUAGUACUGCUUGAACGGAGGGGUGGGACCGUUUUUCGUGAUGGAUAGAAACCUGCUUAUAUUUAAUCAAGCUUCUAUUUUAUACCUUCCACCACCCACUCUCCUCCUUACAGUUAUCUUCCAUUUUUAAAGAAAUGCCCCUGCCUCUAAGAUGCAUUGCAAGGUUCCUGAUUACACAGCGCUGACGGAAACCACUCUUUCAGUGAAAGGUGAUGAAAAUCAAAUAAAGACUAUCUUUACACUAAGAAA
Messenger RNA from Phacochoerus africanus (Common warthog), 1016 nucleotides. It is a transcript of the gene CYTL1, whose product is annotated as cytokine like 1. Lineage: Eukaryota; Metazoa; Chordata; Mammalia; Artiodactyla; Suidae. The transcript has 4 exons. Bases 51 to 500 code for a protein of 149 amino acids. The record is from RefSeq and is a predicted model, not a curated record. Gene Ontology annotation, biological process: positive regulation of transcription by RNA polymerase II.